Messenger RNA from Mangifera indica (mango), 1225 nucleotides. Its product is annotated as cold-regulated 413 plasma membrane protein 1-like. The coding region runs from base 374 to 1093 and encodes 239 amino acids. NCBI's taxonomy places the organism in Eukaryota, Viridiplantae, Streptophyta, Magnoliopsida, Sapindales, Anacardiaceae. The transcript has 5 exons. Gene Ontology annotation, cellular component: membrane. The record is from RefSeq and is a predicted model, not a curated record.
UGUAGAUAUGGGUUUUAGUGAUUUUGUUUUCUAUUUGGAAUUGGAUGAUUAUUUGUGAUUUGGAGUUGGAUUCUGGUAGAUGGGUUUUACUGUUAUUUAUCGUAUGGUGGUGGGGAUGAAGUCUCUUGAAGAUGAGUUCUUUUGAAUGAUAUGCUUCCUCCAAUUAAUCUGCGGUUGUCUAUAUAAAAUUUUUGUUCUUAAUUUCUUUCUCUAGCUAAUUCUCCAUUGUCUUUUAUGUUCUUAUUCAUUGAACGAAUCAAUUUAUGUCUCUAUAUAGAGAUUAUGGAGUAUUAUAUUUAGAGAUUUAGAGUAAUAAAUUUGGUCAAACAAAAUUAUUAUUAAAAAUGUCCUUGUUUGAGUUAUUAUAUUAACUAUGGUGUGGGGCUGGACUGCGGCUGGUUUGGUGGACGGGAUUGACCUAGUAGGCCUGGGGAAGGAGAAGGAGGUUAAUAUUCAGAGGAAAAAGGGAAAAGAAAUUAUGGGAAAGAAGAGUGGUUACUUGGCAAUGAGAAGUGAACAAGUUACGAGGGAUUUGAUGAGCUCUGAUAUGAAAGAGCUUGUUGUGGCUGCGAAGAAGCUGGCUAUUCAUGCCAUCAAACUUGGUGGAUUUCUGGGAUUUGGAACCUCUAUUCUCGAAUGGGUUGCCUCUUUUGCUGCAAUUUACUUGUUGGUCUUGGAUCGAACGCAUUGGAGAACUAAGAUUCUCACUGCAUUACUGAUCCCUUAUAUCUUCUUUAGUCUUCCUUCGCUGAUUUUCGAAAUAUUAAGAGGAGAAGUUUCAAAAUGGAUCUCUUUCAUUAUCACUGUGCUGCGCCUUUUCUUCCCAAGUCAUUUUCCAGCUUGGCUGGAAAUGCCGGGGGCUUUGCUUCUUCUGAUAGUGGUGGCUCCCAGUUUAGUUGCAAGCACCUUAAAGUACAGCUGGGUUGGUGUGGCGAUAUGCCUUAUCAUCGCUUGUUAUUUGCUGCAACAACACAUCAGGGUAUCUGGAGGGUUCAGAAAUUCCUUCACAAGAGCCAAUGGCAUAUUAAACUCGGCUGGCAUUAUCAUUCUAUUGAUCUACCCAGUGUGGGCACUAAUAGCUGAUUUUGUAUAGGCAUUCUUCCCACUGCCUCUGCAUUGCUUGAAGUCAGCAAAUGUCAUCCAUUGCCAAAGCUUCUUUAUAUUACUUUGUAUUUUAGUACUUGUAAUGAACAUUCAGUUGAGAUAUACAAGGCUUGUUUCACCA